Molecule: messenger RNA, 1047 nt
Organism: Naegleria fowleri
Lineage: Eukaryota; Heterolobosea; Eutetramitea; Acrasida; Naegleriidae
Exons: 2
Coding region: 1-1047 (348 amino acids)
Source: RefSeq, a predicted model, not a curated record
AUGAGAAACAACAACAACAACAACAGCAGCAGCAGUAGCACGAACGGCUCCACUCUGAUUGAAACAAAAGAAGACCAUAAAUUUCAGAGGAUUAUAUUGAUUCAUUUGAAAACAGGUAUAACGAUAUUUGACUAUUGUUUUCCGAAUGCUUGGAAUGCAAAGAAGACUGAUAUUGGAGGUUUUUUGGCCUCUUGUUAUCAGUUUGAUGCUACUGUAAAAGGAGGAGGAAUCAGAAAAAUUGUUUUUCAACCACCAAGUGACAAUCAAACCUCUCAUUCCCCAGGAAGAAUCAUUCGACAGACUUCUAGCUCCUCUGCAACAACACCUGGACUCAAUAUGAUUGGCUCCUCUUCAGCAACUGUUGGAGGAAAAUUGAGAACGAUCACUCCGACAUCAACCAUUCGAAUGAAUGACAAUCAAAACAUCACACCUCCAUCAACAACAUCAAGUACUCCUGGUAAUUCUAGUAGCGGUGGGCCACCUCACCAUCACAGCAAAACAAAUAGUACAAGCAGUAUGAAUAUUCUUUCGGGAUUUAAUACAAUCCGAAGGAGAAGCGUGCACCAUAGAUCAAAGAGGAAUAGAAGAACAUGUUUGAAUUUUGGUGAUCCGAUGGGUUUGAAUUCGUCAAAUCUCAUGUAUAUUGUAUUCGGAUUGCCAAAUGAUCCCAUUUCACCUGUUCUUGUCUCACACAGUCCCUCAUAUUAUGUAAAUGUAUCAACACAAUUGGAGCCAAUGUGUUUAUGUGCUGUUUGUUUCGAAGGAUGCAGUGAUUUAUGGACCGAAGUUGCAAAAACAUUUGCCUCUGAAGCUGUCCGUGAGUUUUGUACAGCAUAUAGAGAUCUUUUAGAAAAACACAAAAAGAAUUUUGAAAAAUUGAAAAUUGAAGCCAACAGAGACGAGGAAUUGGAGCGACAAAUAGUCGAAGAAUUUCAAGUAUUUGAGGAAUUAAUGAAUAAGACAAAACAACGAGUACUAGAUGCAUUUUCUUCUAGACUUGCUUUGGAAUUAUCCAAUAGAUCCAAAAACGGAGAUACCUCAAUGUAA